UUCCUCUUCCACCUCCGUUUCGUGGAGAAUGGGACAAACCCGGAACUCUGGCCCGACAACUCUUCAGGCGGCGAAAGCGUCGCUCACCCCCCUCUCAUAGCGGCGGCGCUCCGCAGCCGCUGCGCCCGAGGCGCGGAGAAGCAGCCCAAUGGAGCUCACGGAGGUGGACUUGGGCGACGACAGGGAGGGCGCUGGAGCAGAACCUGGCAGAGGUGUCGCGGAACCGUCUGCUCGGAGCAGAGUAAGCAGCCACGCGGGCAGCCUGGUGGAGGACAAAGAGGCGGAGCAGGAGCCCGGCCGGAGCAGAAGGGCCAGCCGCGCCUCCGCUCUGGUGAGCGGGCUGCUGACCGAGCUCUACAGCGCGGCGCGCGUUCGCCACCGCGACAGCGUCGACAGUUCCACGGAGGCGUCCGCCGGCUCCGACGUCUUCCCCGGGGGCAGAGGCAGCAGCGCCGAAUCCCGCGUCCUGCAGGAGCUGCUGCUGAACUCGGGUCAACGGCACCAGAGGAAGUACCUGGCUCAGAAAGAUUUUAGUGAAUUGACAACAGUAAUACAGGAGUUGAAUUAUAGAAUUUGUGUUCAGUCAGCCAAACUGCUUCGCCUUCUGAAACAAAAGGACAGACUUUUACAUAAAGUCCAGAGGAAUUGUGAUAUUGUAACAGCCUGUUUACAGGCAGUUUCCCCCAAACGACGAGUGGACACAAAGUUGAAGUUCACACUUGAGCCGUCAUUAGGUCAGAAUGGUUUUCAACAGUGGCAUGAUGCUCUCAAAGCAGUGGCAAGGCUGUCUACAGGAAUCCCAAAGGAGUGGAGAAGAAAGGUUUGGCUCACUUUGGCAGAUCACUAUUUAAAGAGUAUAGCGAUUGAUUGGGAUAAAACUAUGCGUUUCACUUUCAACGACCGCAGUAAUCCUGAUGAUGAUUCCAUGGGAAUACAAAUUGUGAAGGAUCUUCAUCGAACUGGAUGCAGUUCUUAUUGUGGCCAAGAGGCAGAACAAGACAGAGUGGUAUUGAAAAGAGUUUUAUUGGCUUAUGCCAGGUGGAAUAAAUCUGUGGGAUAUUGUCAAGGCUUUAAUAUCCUUGCUGCUCUCAUCCUGGAAGUAGUAGAAGGCAAUGAGGGAGAUGCAUUAAAAAUAAUGAUUUACUUAAUUGAUAAAGUGCUACCUGAUAGCUAUUUUGUUAAUAAUCUGAAAGCACUGUCUGUUGACAUGGCAGUGUUCCGAGAUCUUCUGAGAAUGAAACUUCCUGAGUUGUCUCAGCAUUUGGAUACUCUCCAAAGAAUUGCCAACAAGGAAAGUGGAGGUGGGUAUGAACCCCCACUUACAAAUGUCUUCACUAUGCAGUGGUUCCUGACCCUGUUUGCUACAUGCCUUCCUAACCAUACAGUUUUAAAAAUUUGGGAUUCUGUAUUCUUUGAGGGUUCAGAAAUUAUACUAAGAGUAGCAUUGGCUAUUUGGGCAAAACUCGAAGAGCAGGUCAAUUCUUGUGAAACUGCAGAUGACUUCUAUGGCACCAUGGGAAAAUUAACGCAGGAGAUGCUGGAAGAUAAACUCAUUGAUAGCAAUGAGCUCAUGCAGAUGGUUUAUUCUAUGGCCCAGUUCCCCUUCCCUCAGCUAUCUGAAUUAAGGGAGAAAUAUACAUACAACAUUACACCAUUUCCUGCUACGGUAAAAUCAACUGCAAGCCGACUGGGAAAAAUAAAAGACAGCGAUGAAGAAAAUGAAAUAGAUGAUGAAGACUCCCUAGCAAAUGUUAUUGGAUGUCUUGGACCAUUUAGUGGAUUUUUGGCUCCAGAAUUACAGAAGUAUCAAAAGCAUUUCAAAGACCAUAAUCAAGAACACAGUUUAGGCUCGAGUAACAUUGCAGAACUAAGUCCCGGUGCAAUAAAUGCUUGCCGAAAUGAAUAUCAUGCAGCUUUUAACAGUAUGAUGAUGGAACGUAUGACAACUGAUAUCAAUGCAUUGAAAAGACAGUAUUCUCGGAUAAAAAAGAAGCAGCAACAGCAGGUUCAUCAUGUGUAUAUUACAGCAGGGUCUGAAGAUGAUGACCUUGGGAUAGUUUUAGAUCCCAGGGACCAGCUGAAUAAUGAUAAAGGCCCAGUUACCAGUCUUAUGCCUUCUCAGGUGAACCAUUCUCCAGUAAUCAACCAUCUUUUGCUAGGGAAGAAGAUCAAACAAACCAGCAAGUCUGCCAAAAACAAUGUUCCAAGCCACACUGGGGGAAAGAUGUUACCAGGUCCGCAUGAAGAUAUUAAAGCAAAGCUAAACUCUCCAUGGCGCACUCACAUGAGGGUACAUCGAAAGAACCUAGCGCGAGCCAAAGGCCACCUGGGCUACGGAGAUACAAUAGGACUAAUAGAGGAACAGAGCGAACACGGGAAUGCUAGCAGUAUUAAUACAAAAGAAACUGCAAAUAAAUCUAAAACUAUAGAAGGUGAUGGGAACAUUUCAACAGAUGGACAAUCUCCUGAACCAACUUAUAAAGAUAAUGAUUCCAGUGUCUACGUAUCAGAGGUCCAGCAGAAGUUGGAAACCUUGGAACUUACACAGAAUAGUAGAGAUGAUACUGACGAUGAAACACACAGUUCUGAGUUGCCAAGUUUAGCCAAUGACAGUGGAAUAGUGGCAAAAUCCUGCACUUCUAAGCCACAAGUCUUUUGUCCUUUCCCUAGUGUCAAGCCACUCAGAAAAUCAGCUGCAGCCAGAAAUCUAGGAUUGUAUGGCCCAAAUGAAAGAACCCCAACUGUACACUUUCCACAGAUGAGUAGGAGCUUUAAUAAGCCUACAAGUGGUAACAGUGGGUCUAAAAAACGAUGAUAUGUGAAACAACUGGCACUUCAUUAGUAUAAUUGUUACAUACCAUUAUUGUAGGUUUUAUUUCCAAUAUACAUAACCAAUUUCAUUGUAUUUAAGUAAAUGACAAUACUUAUUAUGCUUUAUGCUUCCAAAGGGAUUUAUAAUUAACUCUUUCAUUGGAAAUAAUGAAGAUAAACCACUUAUAUAUACAUUAUACAAAAAUAAUUGGUUUUUUUAAUGUAGAACUACAUAGUGGCAUAAUUCUUUUUCACAUUAAAAAUUGUCUUGCAGCAUGAAAAA
Molecule: messenger RNA, 3094 nt
Organism: Thamnophis sirtalis
Lineage: Eukaryota; Metazoa; Chordata; Lepidosauria; Squamata; Natricidae
Gene: TBC1D30
Product: TBC1 domain family member 30
Cellular component (GO): endoplasmic reticulum
Source: RefSeq, a predicted model, not a curated record